Carassius carassius (crucian carp) is the source of this 1984-nucleotide messenger RNA. Its product is annotated as keratin-associated protein 10-7-like. NCBI's taxonomy places the organism in Eukaryota, Metazoa, Chordata, Actinopteri, Cypriniformes, Cyprinidae. The coding region runs from base 46 to 1062 and encodes 338 amino acids. The transcript is spliced from 9 exons. The record is from RefSeq and is a predicted model, not a curated record.
UCCACAGCUGUUAAAACUCCAGUCCAAUCUGUGCUUUCUCACUGCAUGGCGAAGAUGGCGUUGGGAGAAAUAUGUUGCACUAUCGAUAUAAGCAAGACUCGGAGGUCUUCGAAAACAGGCAUCCUGUUUUUUCUUUUAUUGCAAAUGAGUCUGCUCUCUAAAGUAUGGACAACAUCUACAACGUCAGAACCUGUUAGCCAGAGUUCGACAACUCAAUCUAUGGUUUCAGUAAGCAUGUCCUCCUCCAUUUCAACUAAUCAGAUGGCCACAUCAGGCUCUACAGUGACAGGAGCUUCAUCCACCUUAAUACAGAUCACUGCCUCUAACAAUGCUACUGUCGCCUCUACAGCAAAUACAUCUUCAUCAGAAAAUUACACGGCGCUAUCCUGUCCAUCAUUUGCUUGCACAAAAGAUUGUUAUGACCAGUUCAUGAAUACGAUGGCGAAGCUCUGCCAAUCCAGUGAAUAUUUCUGUAAGAUAAUGAAAGGGGAUGAAGGUUACUCUGUCAGCUGCAGUGCCUCAUGUGGCAUGCCCUGUGAGAAUGGGACUCUUAGUAAUUGCUCUGUCAACUGUUGCAACACAACCAACUGCCUCAACAACACUCUGCUUGCCAUGUUCAGUUCACUCAAUACCACAGCUACAACAAAACCAACUACUGCAACCGCAACCACAAAUAUCCCAGUUCCAACCAUCCCAGCAACUAAUGGCAAGAAGUGUCAAAAUUUCAAGUGUGAAGGAACAGCGUGUUACAAAACCACUAGUGUCAACAGUAAUGUCGCGACGUGUCCAGUUGGUCUGGACUACUGCAUGCUACAAAAGACAACAUCUGGCACCACAGAGAGCUGGCAGGCGGGUUGCAGUACAGAUUGCAGAAAGAUGACAGUUUGUUCAAGCACCAGUACUGUCUGUUACUUGGAGUGCUGCAAUGCCACUACCACCACCUCAUGCCUCAAACUGACAGGUGAAGUGAACAUGCCCAGCUCCGCCACCAGGGAUCCACACUGUCCCGCACUGCUCAUUACCUGUUUGCUGCUCUUCUGGAUAGUCAAAGUCUUAAAUUGAGCAUAACAAAGUCACAUUUAAUAUGCAAUUCAUUCUGUUAGGAGAGUGUAUGCGUGUUUUAAACCUGAUUGUACUUCUUUUACUGUCACUUUUACAUUCUUUGUGAUGUAAGCAAAUUAAGGAGAGUGUGUGGGAGUGUGUCUAUAAGAUCAGCAUGAGAAGCAGAAUGUGUGUAUAUAUGUAUAGAUGCCAAAUAAGCUUUACCAUUGGCAUCUGUAGAGAGCUACAUCAAGUGGGAACAUGUUGGAUUCUUAUAUCACAGAGUUAGACAGAAACGAUCCACAGAGGAAUAUAUUAACAAUGCAAUGACAAAUAUGAGGUUUACUUCCUUUCAUGAGUUGUGAAUGUUUGAUUAAUUCUUGCUCUUUUUUGCCAUUAAUCUACACUGUAAGAAAAAAGAAAUAUGUAGAAAAUGGACUCUGUCCACUGUCUUUUCCGUUAAGAUUGAGGACACUUCCUUCAACUCUAAAACAUUGUGCAACUUGUAAAACAUCUGUGAAAAUUCAGUACAUAUUAACAUGGUACUGGGCUGUAUUUUCAUGGAAUUUUCUUACAGUUUACGCAUGUCUGAAUUUUGAUUACAGUCAAUCUUGGUUAUCUGAAGCUUCUUUUCUUACUCAUAUUUUGUGUGGUAUACACUGUACACAGGUGUUGUGCUUUCUAAAAAAGCAAUGUCCUAUUCUAUAUUACUCAAAAUAUUCCAAAGAAUAUUAUUAGAAUGCUCAGAUAAUCCUUUUUCUGAUACUAAUUAUAUGAAAUAUAAAAUGGGUUGUCCAAUCAGGCAGAUUUCACCCAGUCUGAGUGCAAAAAUAAUAGUUAUGUACAAACCUGCUAACAUCAAACAAAUGGAGUAUGCACUUUUUACAUCUAAAUAGAAAUUAGACAAUGUGAAAUAUCUGUGACCCUGGCUGUGAAAACCCAG